Adineta steineri is the source of this 411-nucleotide messenger RNA. NCBI's taxonomy places the organism in Eukaryota, Metazoa, Rotifera, Eurotatoria, Adinetida, Adinetidae. The record is from the annotation of a GenBank genome assembly.
AUGUUAAAGAAAUCGAAUGAAAAUAUUUCUAGUAAUGAACAAAUAUUCGAGAAUGAAAAAGAAAAACUGAUUACAAAUUCACAUAAAAAUCGUUCAUUUAUUAAUAAUAUUCUUAAAAGUAAUGAUGAACAUGCAAUAAAAAAAUUAUUUGAAGAAUAUUUUUAUCUUCAUGCUAAAAAUAAUAAUCAUGAUCGAAUAACAUGGGAUGAACUUCGUUUUAUUAUUAAUGAAAUUUUACAACGAAAUAAUGAUGAAUUGAUAUUGAGUGAAGCAUCAAAACUAUUCUAUCAAAUGUAUCAAUUACAAUAUAAUAGUACAGUAUCAUCGAAAAAUGAAAUGAAACAACUAUCUCCAAAAAGAAUCAAAAGUGAACAAGAAUUAUUAAAAUCAAAGAACGAAAAUAAGAAAUGA